Messenger RNA from Corythoichthys intestinalis (scribbled pipefish), 3641 nucleotides. RefSeq names its product citrate synthase lysine methyltransferase (gene cskmt). The coding region runs from base 25 to 765 and encodes 246 amino acids. The record is from RefSeq and is a predicted model, not a curated record. The transcript has 3 exons. NCBI's taxonomy places the organism in Eukaryota, Metazoa, Chordata, Actinopteri, Syngnathiformes, Syngnathidae.
UCUGUCGCCAAGUCAGCAGCGACAAUGGCUCUCUUGUUAAAGUCGUUUUUGACAAAUUCAAGGAUAUUUCCAGCAUGUUUGCGACUUCGCUCAACUCUCAGCUCUGAAAUGAUUGAAAACAUGGACAAGAAAGCCACCUGGGACCGCUUCUAUGUUGAAAACAACAGCAAGACGAGUCCAUUCAAGAACUUUGAGUGGUUUUUUGGCUUUGAAGCAGUGCAAAACAUCAUCCUGCCCUUAUUACAGAGCAGCACCAGUUUACAAGCCCCACUUCAAGUCCUGGAUAUAGGCUGCGGAACGUCUGCAUUGGGUCCAUCUGUGUACCGAAGCUGUUCUGUUCCAGUUCGGGUGACUUGCGGGGACAUUUCUCCUGUGGCCGUACGACUCAUGCAGGAGCAUGCCAGAGACGUUCCCCCUGGCAACCGCUUUUCACAGCUGGAAUUUGUGGAACUUGACUGUACGCAGCUGCAUAAACACUUUGGUCCUAGCAGCGUGGACCUCAUCGUGGACAAAGGCACCACAGAUGCUCUGUUGAAGUCCAAACAAGGGAAGACGAGCGCUGGAUUGGUGCUGAAGCAGUGUUUAAAGGCUCUCCGCCACUCGGGGUCUUUGCUCCAGUUCUCGGAUGAGGAUCCAGAUGCCAGGCUGGUUUGGCUGGAGACAGAAGCGCGGACAGCACGUGUUGGGGUACACGAAGUGGGAACACUGAGGGGAGUUUGUUACUUCUGCUAUCACGUCACUCCUCACUCAAGUGGACAGCACUGAGUGUAUGUCUGUGCAUCGUUUACCCAGAGGAAGGAAGCAAUACCGCCAUGAGCGAGGUUGGACGGGCCCCGGGGGAUUCUCGUGGAGUGUAUCUGGGGGUCAGUGAGGUAAGUCAGCCCUUUGCCGUUGGCGGUCACCCACCCUAUGAUGACGGGAAAUAUAUAUAUUUAUUUAUUUUUUUAAUGGAAAAAUAUGACAUGUCUCGCUUUGGCAAACACACCUUGCAAGUCAACGACAACGUCCUGGCAGUUGGAAUGGAGGUAGGUAAAAUGUCCAAAAGCGAGGCCGUAUUCCGUCGCCGGGAGAGUGUCGUUCGUCUUUUUGCUGUUGUUGGUGAGUUUGACAAAUUGGCCUAGCAUGUACGGUUCUACGGUGAUGCAGCCGGCAAUUUCAUCUCCGGCCAAAAUCUGCUCAGAGGUCAAACAUGCCAGUUGUUUUCAGUCAAACGUGUUCUCGGUAUGAUUCGGGCUCACCAGCAGCGCCUCUGAAGGCAGGAAGAACAUCUGGGCCAUGACAUCCUUUUCGUAGAGGCGCUUGUUGAAUUCUGUCACAUAGUACUGAGCCGUCAUCUGCCUCUCCACGUCGGUCAGGUGAAAAUGGAUCUGCGUCGGCUUCCGGUAGUCCUUCCCGACAUAACUGCGGAUUGGCACAAAGUCAGAAGUAAUUGAGAAAGUCUAUCUUGGUUUUUAUUUUAUGCGCACUUGCUCAGCCUUUCUUCCUGGUGUAAGAACUGGACCCAGAUGGCAUUUCUGUGAGUGCCGUGCAAGCCCAUUGACUGACCGAUAUAGACGCAUGUCUCCCUCGCGGUCCAGAGACCCGAGGCUUUGGAAAACUUUAAAUGAAGCGCAUCUGGCAGAAGUGACAGUCGUUACAAUCAGUGGAAUAGACAGAGAAUGCAUGAAUGAAUGAAACCUACUGUGGGCAAUGUCGUAGUGCUCGAGUUUGAACUUGGUUUUCUCACUGCCGAGUCUCUUCAGUAGACAGUCGUGGCAAACCCCAGCUAGGAGGCUGCGGUAGUCUUCCUGAGACAAGGAGUACUGCCUCGCCGAACCAACAGAAGCCAGGAAACUACUCUUGACGCAGCUGUUGCACCAAGGGUUCGAUGCUUGAGGACCAAUGAUCAGUUCUUCUGGUGUCCCGUCGGAAUUUUCCGUAGAGGGUUCAGUUGUAUUACAACUCCCGUUAUCUGCAUUAGGGGUCUCCUGCGGUUUGGUCAUGCCCAAGAAUUCCCAGUCAGUAGCAGGGUCAUACUCUGGAUCGCUGCUUUGGCAAUCUUGAGUUCUCAUGAGAAAGAAGCUCCCACUCGACUCAGAUGAUUUGCUGCUCUGGCCAGACCUCGAGAUGUUUUCCCAUGAUGACUUGGAGCCAAAACUAUUGCUGAGAGAGCUUGAUCUGAGUACCAGGUGGGAUAAGGACUGCGGGGAUCCGUACUUCAAUGGCUCUAAUUGGCUUUGGUCAUCAUCCGGAGUAUCAGAGUCCACUGUUGGUAUUUCAGCUUCUACCAUUUGAAACUUGCCAGAACUGCGACUCGAACUAGAAGACAAUGUGGUGGUAGGUCUUUGCGGUCCUAGAAAAGUAGGGCUGCCAACAUUCUCCUCAGGUGCAGCGGCGCACCUUGCUGACCCAGAACUUGUCAAGGAAAGCUUCCUCCAGGAAGAACUAAGACUGUUUGCACUUGCGGCAUUGGUGGGGUGCUCAGGCUGUUGAGAAACAUCAGAGCUUGAAGUUUUGCAGGCAUCGGGGAUACUUUCAGUGUUAAGAGCAUCCACAGUGGUCCCGAAUGCUGUUAUGCACAUCCUUGCUCCGUCGACGUCAUCUUUCCCGGCAUUACACUUGACCUCCGUGGCGUGACACAGGGACAUGUGAUACUUCUGAAAUCUCUGCAUCACCUUGGAGAAAACAUCCAAAGUAAAGCUAACUAAAGUGUCGUUCAAGUUUCUAAAGCUAUCUGGUAUAAAAGAGCAGCUUUCGGAAUUAACGAACGGCUCCACGCGCAGCUCCGUCUUGACUUGAGACAUCAGCUGCAUAAUUUCUGUACAGAAGCCGCUUCUGUCUCGACUGUCUGCUCGGGAGUAAUGGUAAAAUUCAGUCAAAGCCUUUUGGCAAGCCUGCGUUGCUCGCAUUACGGCCUCAGAGGGUCCGUUGAGCCAUUUGUGAGCGACAACUAGCGAAUAAGCUGCCUUGAUUAAGGUGUGCAGCUCCUGCUUACUGGUGACCGCUUGGCCUUCUUCUUUUGUUAGGAGUCCCACUUCAAAUGCCUCCUUGGCUUGUAAGAGGAAGGCUGUCCUCUUUGUUUGGGGACAGGCUUCAGAGAAACUGUACGACAACAAGCAGGACCCUUGUGCUGUCUGAAAGAGGAAGAAGAAUAACUUCCCCUGUCAUGUUAGGUCACUUUCCCUAUCGUGUACUGCAAGUAAAACAUACCACAUUUGUCAACACGUAGAGCGGCGUGUAUUGGCUGUAUACCACCGCCAUUUGGGCUACCUUGGCCGCAGACAAAAGACGAUGGGACGCAUCCGCAAGCAAAGACUGCGCAAGAAAACAGAAAAAUACAAACAAUACAGUUCCAGAGUUGGACGAAUUGAGUUUCACUUACUAAAUCAAUGUCUGGGUUGCUAUGGAAAGCAUGAAAGUCCUCAUCGUUCAUGGACAGCAGUAUAUUAGCUAAGAUGCCAAGAGAGGUUCCGAUACCCUGUGAGGUAAAAAGUUUAUCACAAGAUGAAAAGUAGUUUAAAAUCUCGUCAGAAAUGACAAUUCUGACCUUUUUAUCCGGCUGCGGCAACACGUAGUACCCGACUAGAGAAGCCCAGAUGAGCUGUGCGGCUUCCAGCCACAGGCCUGAAAGAGUAUUUACCGUGGGGCAAAUCCGUAUUUAG